This is a messenger RNA of Asparagus officinalis (garden asparagus), 1153 nucleotides long. RefSeq lists its product as uncharacterized. The transcript is spliced from 2 exons. Gene Ontology annotation, molecular function: zinc ion binding. Lineage: Eukaryota; Viridiplantae; Streptophyta; Magnoliopsida; Asparagales; Asparagaceae. The coding region runs from base 525 to 1121 and encodes 198 amino acids. The record is from RefSeq and is a predicted model, not a curated record.
UUUUUGCAAAUAACUUCAAAAUGGGUAUUGUUUUGGAUUGAACGUGGAAAGAAGUUAGGUUUUGAAAACUUGUCCUAUUUUCUCUAUCUAAAACUAUCACUAAACUUUCAAACUUUCCUUUCAUUAAUCAACAAUCAUUUACUCACAAUUGUCUUUAUGGAUUCAAAACCACUAUAAUACUUAAUCCCAGACUAAAUUACCAAAUUGGUAUUUUUAUUCGACCAUGUUUGCCAGUUUGAUAUAUUUAAAAAAUCUGGCAACAACAAUGUAUUUAUUCUCGGCCUUUUAGUCAAUAAGGCUCAUCCUGUUCGCUGGCGGCCAAAAAUCAAACGUGAGUGGCUCACGUGGCAAAAUAAGUGAUGCUGAGUCAGCAUGAUUGUAAAGAUGUGGAUGUUAAUGCCGUUGAAAUUAUCCUCUUCUCCAUUCCCCACUCGCGCACAAAUUAGGGACGAACUUGAAAUUAGGGUUUGAGAUCCUGCCUCCUCCCCUUUCAUUCAGAUCUUCAAAUUAGUAGCAACCCCAACAUGACCUCGUCAAGCUCAAGUUUAGGUUCAAGCAAGAAUAGGUCUGGAGUAAACUACCAAAUUGAUUUCGAUUUCAACAAUUUGAGUUGUAUUAGAAAAUGGAAUGAAGUAGCAAAGAGGUACGGGGUCAAAAUUUGUUCUUGUAGAGCUGAAUGUGACUACUAUACAUCAAUGACAGAUGCAAACUCCGAAAGGAGGUUCUACAGAUGCCGAAAUUAUAAGAAUGGUGGUUGUCAUGUUUGGGAAUGGUUUAACGAUCAAUUGUGUAAUGUGGCAUCUCAAUUGUUCCCUCUAUUGAGAGAAGGGAUCUUGAACCUGAGGAACAAUGAUAUACUGAAUGAUCAAUUGAUUGAACGUGUUGAGAAUGAGAUGAAAGAAUGCCAUGCUGAUAUUGCCAAGACUAAAGAAGAGCUACGCAUAUGUCAAAGAGAGUCUGGUGCUUAUUUAUUGGAGAUUUCAAACCUGAAGAUGGAUAGAACAAGAUGCGAGAAUCUGAUCAAACUUCAAACGAACAAGCUCAAAUUGUAUGAGAUGGUAACUAUGGUCUGUGGAGUUGUAAUGUGCUUAGGGUUCUUUAUUGUAAAUAUGAGAUGGUAAUUAUAUGAGAUGCUCUCGUUUAUGGCAAUGUA